AUGUCUGAACACGUUCACCUUCCCUCGCCGACAUUCAACACCAGCUCUGCUGGCCACUUUCACCCCUACAACACCCUGGGACUGGCCACCCAGAGCGCCAUGGUUGGUCUUGGUGCUGGUGUCGUUGCCGCCGCCGCGCGAAACAGUUUAGCCACAGGCCCCCGAAACAUCCUGACCACCUUCUCUAAGUCUGGAGGAGUCGUCACCAUCUUCACCGGCGCGUCUAUCGCCUACGUGUUCACUUACUGCUCUGCUGCCAACCUGCGAGAGCGAAAGGACGGCUGGAACCACAUGUGGGCCGGUGCUGCCACCGGUGCCGUACUUGGAGCCAGAACUAAGCUAGUCCCCGCAUUUAUCGGCUGGACGGUGCUUUGCGGAGCUGCCUGCGGUCUGUUUGGCUGGACCGGCGCCCGAUUCAACGCCGACCGAAAGGCUUCUCUGGAGCAGUCUCCCAAGGGCUUCGUUCAGGAGGAUGCUCACCAAACUUUCUGGGAGGUUGUCCACCGACGACCCUUGUCCCUGACCGUGGAGCAGCUUGGUGAGGGCCGAGGAAUUAACGCCGUGCCCAUUGCCACUGCCACCGAGGCCCCCAACUAG
Messenger RNA from Yarrowia lipolytica CLIB122, 597 nucleotides. RefSeq lists its product as uncharacterized. Gene Ontology annotation, biological process: mitochondrial respiratory chain complex I assembly. The record is from RefSeq and is a predicted model, not a curated record. Lineage: Eukaryota; Fungi; Ascomycota; Dipodascomycetes; Dipodascales.